Molecule: messenger RNA, 2663 nt
Organism: Amblyraja radiata (thorny skate)
Lineage: Eukaryota; Metazoa; Chordata; Chondrichthyes; Rajiformes; Rajidae
Gene: nudt5
Product: nudix (nucleoside diphosphate linked moiety X)-type motif 5
Exons: 10
Coding region: 228-872 (214 amino acids)
Biological process (GO): ribose phosphate metabolic process; nucleoside phosphate metabolic process
Cellular component (GO): nucleus
Molecular function (GO): ADP-ribose diphosphatase activity
Source: RefSeq, a predicted model, not a curated record
UCCCCCGGCCCGCGGGUUAAACAGUCCGGAGCGGAGGUUCCGGCGCCGCCACCUCAGUGAGUUGGGCUUCAUUCACUGUCUCCACUCGCAGAUUGAAGAAGACCUUUGGGAGAGAAGGGAGCGUGCUGGGAUCGGGAACGUUCGCUCGGAAUCUCAACUUCCUCUUCAUUUGUCUUUGUUCCCCAAACUACAACGUUAAAUAUCGACCUCCAGUCACCAGCGUGAAGAUGGAACCCGCCAAUCAAACCUGUCAGACGAUCGUCAAAGAGGAGGUGCUGAUGAAGGGGAAAUGGGCCCAACUCCUCCAGACUACGUACGUCGAUCCCACCGGCAAGACCAGGGUGUGGGAAACGGUGAAGCGUACAACCAGGAAACCGAACAGUAAAUGCGACGGUGUGGCUGUGUUAGCUGUGCUGAAGAAGACUCUACAUUACGACUGCCUGAUCAUGGUGAAGCAGUUCCGGCCGCCCUUGGGAUGCUACUGCCUGGAGCUGCCCGCUGGUCUGAUCGAUGACGGGGAGACUGCGGAAGGAGCGGCCUUGCGGGAACUGCUGGAAGAGACCGGAUACGAGGGCGAGGUCAGCAGCAUCACUCCAGUGGUGUGCCUGGACCCCGGACUGACCAACUGCACCAUGCAGUACGUCUCGGUCAACAUCAACGGCGACGACUCGCAGAACAUCAGACCCAAGCAGCAGCUCGAUGACGGAGAAUUUGUUGAAGUUAUUUUAAUUCCUUUGAACGAACUUCGAAAGAAAAUUGACGAAAUGCUUCAAGCGGAGAACAUCAUGGUGGAUGCUCGUGUUUACAUUUACGCCCUGGGAUUGACGCAUGCAACAUCUAAACCAGACGUCUUGCCCGUCUUAAAAGCUUGAAGGGAAGACGAUUUCUGCGUCUGCGGCCAAACCCGCUCUCGGGAGCAGACGUUCCAGGAGGAAGUCGGUCCCAGUCGAGCUGUGUGAACCACAUUUUUUAUAAUCUGUCGCUGUGCAAAGAAGCUAUAAUAUUAGUCAUGUUAAAAUUAAGGUAGUUGUAGGAUUAGGCAUAGGAAUGCAAGUUUACACAUCGGCCUUACGUUCAAAGCAGACAACGCUAAAAUGCUGCUGGCAAUUGGCAUCACUGAGCAAGGAAUGAGCGAGUUAGUGAUAGAAAUUAUGUUGUGUCCAAAUAUAAUCUUCCCCGUGCAAUUCUAAAACCUUGUCACUGAUCGCGUAGGUUGCACCAGGGUUUGAUAAAAGUGGCACGGUGGCGCAGCGCCAGAGACCCGGGUUCCACCCUGACUACAGGUGAUGUGUGUGUGUGUGUGUGUGUGUGUCUCUGUAUGUCUCUGUAUGUGUGUGCGUGUAUCUGUGUGUGCAUGUGUGUGUGUGUUUGCGUCUGUCAGUGUGUGUGUCUGCAUGUGUGUGUGUGUGUGCGCGCAUGUGUGUGUGUAUCUGUGUGUGCGUGUAUCUGUGUGUGUGUGUCUAUGUGUGUGUGUCUAUGUGUGUGUGUUUGCGUCUGUCCGUGUGUGUGUCUGCAUGUGUGUGUGUGUGCGCGCAUGUGUGUGUAUCUGUAUGUGCGUGUAUCUGUGUGUGUAUCUGUGUGUGUGUCUGUGUGUGUGUCUAUGUGUGUGUGUUUGCGUCUGUCCGUGUGUGUGUCUGCAUGUGUGUGUGUGUGCGCGCAUGUGUGUGCGUCUCUGUGUGUGUGUGUGCGUGCGUGUGUGGAGUUUGCAUGUUCUCCCCAUGGCCACGUGGGAUCCUCCGGCUGCUCCGCGCACUAUGGGACAAUUUACAGAAUCCAAUUAACAGUAGGUUUUUGGAGUGUGGGAGGAAACUGGGGGAAACCCACACAGUCGCAGGGAGAACGUACAAACUCCACACAGACAGCACCCGUAGUCAGGAUCAAACCCAGGUCUCUGGCGCUGUGAGGCAGCAACUCUACCGCUGCGCCACAGUUCCUCCAGCACUUUGUGUUUUGUUCAGAAUUCCAGCAGCUGCAGUUCCUCAUCUAACUCUAGCGUCCAUUUACUGUUUUAUUGUCUUUGAGAACAUUCCUUUUGCACCUUAAUGAAGGAUCCACAGAAUUUUAGCCGCCUGCAGUAAACUGUAAAGUGGUUUUAAAAGUGCAUUCCCACUACGAUCGUGGAUCCUUCGGCAAUGUUUACAAGUAUACAUUUAAGAAUGACAUUGGCUCUGACAAGCUGCUUAUAUCACAGUGUGACAUAGCUGGUAGUAUAGUCGCAGUAAGGGGCUUUUAUUGAAGGUACAUAUUUAACGUGGGUAUAGAAUAGAUUAAAACGUCGUUUAGAAAGGACAGAAGGAUAUUGCUUGAAUUAGAUAAUACUUGAAUUCGGUAAUAAAUGCUCUCUUAUAUUCAGCAGUCAAAAUAACCCAAUACCUCAUAUAUUAUAGGACAUGGGUUAUCGCAAUGCAGCCUUCAUAUUUAAGAUCUUCUUCAAGGCUAAAUUAAUUCAUUAAUUAAGUCUUUCAUAUUCACCCCCCCCCCCUAUUAAAUAUAUGAUUGCACUAAAUGCUUACUUGGUUUUUCAGUUUGGGAAACUCAUUAAAAGUUUGGAGAAUCGCCCGUGGCUGAAGUCACUAGAACGGCCAUCAUUGACCAGUCGACUUCUGAGUCACAUUGCUGUCCUGCUCAUUGAAAUGCUCGUGCAAGUGUAUACAUUUCCGGUA